Molecule: messenger RNA, 969 nt
Organism: Colletotrichum spaethianum
Lineage: Eukaryota; Fungi; Ascomycota; Sordariomycetes; Glomerellales; Glomerellaceae
Product: short chain dehydrogenase atnD
Exons: 2
Coding region: 1-969 (322 amino acids)
Source: RefSeq, a predicted model, not a curated record
AUGAACCCCGUAGACUUCCUCCGCUCCCAGUUCAAGACGCUGCCUUACCCGUCCGAGGACUGCGCGGGCCGCACGGUGAUUGUGACGGGCUCCAACGUCGGCCUGGGCCUCGAGGCGGCGCGGCACUUUGUGCGUCUCAACGCUGCGAAGGUGAUCCUCGCCGUCCGUAGCACCGACAAGGGCGAGGCGGCCAAGACGGACAUUGAGCUGACGACGGGCCGGCGCGGCGUGCUCGAGGUGUGGCCGCUGGACCAGGCGUCGUUCGACAGCGUCAAGGAGUUCGCGGCGCGCGCGGACAAGCUGCCACGGCUGGACUGCGUGGUGCUGAACGCCAGCAUCGCGACGGUCAAGAGGGUCGACGCCGAGGGAUGGGAGAGCCAGAUCACUGUGAAUGUGCUGAGCACGUUCUUGUUGAGUAUGAAGUUGAUGCCGGUGCUGCGGAGAACGGGAAAGACGCACAAUGUGACGCCGAAGAUUGUCAUUGUCGCGUCAGAAGCGAGCCAGAUGGCCAAGUUCCAUGAGCGCAACGCCGAGGACAUCUACAAGGCACUCAACACCAACAAGAGCCUGAAGGACCGGUACAACACGACCAAGCUGAUGCAGGUGAUCCUCGCGCGGCAGAUGGCCAUCGCGGCGGACGCGUCAGGCAAGGGGAGGGUGCAGGUGACGACGCUGAACCCGGGCCUCUGCGCAACGGCGCUGUUCCGCAACAUACCGUUCCCCCUGACGAUCAUCGUCAAGGUCGGGCUGAAGCUGCUGGCCAGGUCGGCCGAGGUCGGCUCGCGGUGUCUGUUGGCGGCGGCGUUCGCGGGUGAGGAAGCCCACGGGCGGUAUAUGAGCGACUGCGUCGUCACCAAGUUCCCCAAGCUCAUGCAAGGGGAAGAAGGAGAGCAGAUGCAGGGACGGCUGUGGGAGGAGACAGUGGAGUUGUUGAAUGGAGUUGAUCCUGGAGUUUCGAUGAAUCUGUGA